This is a messenger RNA of Portunus trituberculatus (swimming crab), 3626 nucleotides long. Its product is annotated as testis-expressed protein 2-like. Bases 230 to 3514 code for a protein of 1094 amino acids. The record is from RefSeq and is a predicted model, not a curated record. Gene Ontology annotation, cellular component: endoplasmic reticulum. The transcript is spliced from 11 exons. NCBI's taxonomy places the organism in Eukaryota, Metazoa, Arthropoda, Malacostraca, Decapoda, Portunidae. Gene Ontology annotation, molecular function: lipid binding.
GUGUGAGUCAGGCAGGGCUGCGAUACACUCCUAUUUUCAUACGCCUAUUUCUCGUAUUUCCCAGCAAGCCAUGGUCCCGCCGCCCGACUGACCCAUUACUGAACCUCCUCUCACACACACACACACACACACACACACACACACACACACACACACACACACACACACACACACACACACACACACACACAGGUGGUGACGGACAGACAGACAGACACACAUCACUUCAAUGGCUCAGAAUAUGUGGAAGGAAUUAAAGGCCGCAGCGAUGAGUGGGCGUGACAGCAGCCCCAAGAUCUCCCUGGCGCUGUUGAAGGGUCGAGCGUCCAACCAGAGUGUGCCCACCAUUAGCUUCAGGUUCGACCCUUCCGCUGAGAACAUCACACAGAUUUCAGACCAGGAGGAGGAGGAAGAGGACAGCUUCGCAGACACCUCCUGCAGCCUGGACGCCAAUGCAGCCUCCACAGGAAGCAUGGGAAGGGCUGAAUCGCUAAGAGAAGCCUCCCCUGUGAAGGAAGCUAUUUCUCGGACACUUGGAAAACGGUCAUCAUCUUUGGACAGUUCUAGUGGCGGAGGAGGGACUGGGGGGGCUAGUGGAGGUGUGGAAAGCCCCCCCCAACCCCAGACCUCUCGUGUGGGUGAAGGUGCUGCCCCCACAGGGUCUGGGUCUAGUUCUGGGGGGCUGUUUUCACGUAUAACCAAAACAUUUGAGGAUAAGAUUAAUGAGAUACGUAAGGACAAGGAAGGGAAGGAUAGAGAACGUCUGUGUGCAAGUGAAGGGUCUACGGAGAGUGAUGGAGGGGGGUCUAGUGGAGGGCUGGACCGCUCCCCGACCUGCCCAGCCCCUCCGAAAAGCGACGACCCGGCCCCUGGUUCGCUAUCUGGGUCACCUCCAAAGACCAAAACAAGCUUGGUUCAGGAUAUCUCAGAGCACACUAGUAAGAUCAAGUCGGAAUUGGGAAGCUUUCGUCCUAAGCUGUCCGAACUGAGGCAGAGGAGAGGGAAGGACUCCGGGAAGGGGAAAGAAUUGAAGGGGAAAGAUGGGAAGGGCAAGCAGUCAGUCUUUACGUCCCUUCUUGGCCGCGACGAAGGAAUGAACGAAGAAAUGCUACUGGAAAUUGACGAAGGGGAAGUUGAUAGAGCAGAGGAAGCUACUGAGACCACAAUACCCAUUACUCAAGACCCCACAGCCCCUACCAGCCCCUCCACACCAGUCACGGACACCCCCACACCUCACACACACACCAGCGCACACCCUAACACACACACAAGCCUCAGAACACAGGUAACUGAGAUCGCAAACCAGAUUCCAUUCACCCUCUCGUUCUUCUACAAAUUCCUCACCGUUCUAUUCAUCGUGACCUUUGUCCUCCCCCUCCCGGCGUUCCUGGGGGGCCUCCUGGUGGGGGUCAUGGUGUCCGGGAUGGUGAUGCACUGUCUCCUCCACCUCAUCCUGCCUGGUGGUGAGGAUGGUGAAGCUGUGGUGGAUGACGGCCCAGUGGUGCUCAAACUGCCAACGUAUGAAGAUAAGCAGUUGUAUAAGGGGUGGAUGAACAAGCUGGAGAGUGAAUACAGCCCAGACACUUACCACGUCUCCAGCACUCACUCCGUUCUGGUCAGACUGCAGGGGUCUAGGCUCAAACUGGACUUCCCUAGAGGCAAGGUCCCCAAGCAUGCCCGGCAGAAGGAGGAGAUUCGGAACCUGACCUUCACACAUCACUUGGAGUAUGACCUGGCUGGGGGUCAGGUCAUUCUGCUGCCCAAGAACCUCCCCAGGCGAUGGCUAUGGAGUCGGAAGUACCCAAUCUGCAUCCAGCUGGCAGAGAACUCCAAGGACAGCUCCCCUUCCCCCGUGUCCAUUGCCUCCACCCCUGCCACCCCUGCCGGAUCAGCCCAGGGGAGCCCAAUGCACUUUGCCAGCCCUGGCCCUCCACGAACGCCGCCCUUUGACCUAGGAAGACAGGGGAGUUCGGAGAGUGGCGAGGGCAACUGGAGUCUGGAGAACAACCGGUCAUCAGGGGAGGACGAGGCUAUGUCCUGUUCACUCGACAUGGCUUCAUUUGAGGAGGUCACCCGGGACAUGUGUCAGGAGAAGACUGUGGUGCUGUUUGCCCGCUGCGACAGGGAGAAGGAUGACUGGUUCCGUCGACUGGUGGCUGCGUCGGAGCUGCCCCCGAGUCGCCCCCCGCCCCGGUCCUCCCCUACCCACAAGCCCCUACAGGACCUUGGGGACACAAUUCUGUUGGAGGGACUGUCCGAGGCACCCCUAAAGGAAACACAGCAACAUCCCCCAGAGUUGUCAUUUGAGAGGUACAUGGCUCGCCUCCUCUACCAGCCCCCCCAGACAGCACCAGCCCCCGCACCAGCCCCUCCAUCUGUCAUCCCCGGCCCCACCCCAGCCCCAGCCCAGGACCCGGCCAGCGUGGCGUGGAUCAAUGCACUCGCUGGAAGGAUAUUCUAUGAUUUUCUGAGGAACCCCUUCUGGGCCAAUAAGGUACAAGAGCGAGUGCAGCGGAAACUCAGCAAGCUACACGUCCCUUACUUCGUGGGUGACCUGGUGGUGUGUGGGGUCAGCAUGGGGUCAGCCACACCACACCUCCUGGCAGCGGGGGCCCCACACCUCGACUCCCGGGGGUUAUGGGUGGACCUUAGCGUGGAGUACACCGGAAAUUUUACCCUGAGCCUGGAAACCAAACUGGAUCUUAUGAAAUUGAAGAGAUCUGGGGAGCUGGACCAUGGGCAUGCGAACCCACACACACACACACAGCCUGCCCCGGUCCAGUCCCUUCCCCCAAGCCCUGGAGAGCCUGCCCACCCCCGCCUGUACACCCGCUGCCCCUCCUCUGAUAGACUCCUACGCAACUUGCAUUUUGACACAGACACAGAUGAUAGUGUAGAGUCGUCAAGUGAGGAGGAGGAGGAGGAGGAGGCAAUAGCGGAGGCUGGUCUGCCCUCUGGUGGCGGCCCUACAUCACGGCGGCUGCUGCGUUUAGUGGACACGGUGGCAGCUUCACGUUACUUCCAGCACGCGGCGGAGUGGCGGCUCCUACAACGCGCUCUGCAGGGGGUCAGCAACACAAGGAUAGAGCUGAGCGUUGAGGUCCGACGUCUGGCUGGGACUUUAGCCCUCAAUGUCCCACCACCGCCAACCGACCGCUUGUGGUAUGGCUUCAGGGGGGCGCCGGAGCUUGCCAUGGUUGCCCGGCCUCGUCUUGGUGACCGGGCCCUCAGUCUCCCCAUCUUGGUGGAGUUUAUUCAGCGUCAACUCAAGGUGGUGUUUGAAAAAGUGUUCGUUCUACCAAACAUGGAUGAUCUCGUUAUCCCUAUCAUGUCCCCACUUCUCCCCGGCCAGCACAUCCCUCCCCGGCCCCCUUGGGAGACACAGCCACACCCCACACACCCGCACCACCCCUCCAACACCAGUGACGCACCCUUUGCACCCCCACAGUCACCGCCACGCCCCACGCCACAUCAUAUCAAUCCUGUGGUCAAAUUUACACCAUCUUCACACUAAACACACCACCACUACCACCACCACCACUACCUUGUGUAUGUAUGUGUGUGUGUGUGUGUGUGUGUGUGUGUGUGUGUUUGUUUUUUUCAGGUUUUUUCAAUUGUGUGUUUAU